AUGGUAUAUGGUCACACGGUGAGAGGACCAUUGGAGGUGAUCAAUGACCAAUGGUCAGACAAAGAGAACUACACGGAUGCGUUGGACUGGUUAUCUACGCACAAAGGCAAGUUGUUUGCUGCAUGGGAACUAGCCAAAGAGAACCUCCUACCUUCUCAGACAGAAAGAAGAAGCAGCUGUUGGUACACAAACAUGGUGAAGCUGUACCGAGUUCGGGACAUUCGCCCAGUGACGAUGGUAGUCUCAGGGGACCAAUACCAAGAAGUGAUGGAGGAUGUUGGCUCCAGCAGUGUGCCCUCAUUACCCUCCUCACAGGCUCCAGCAGUGUGCCCUCAUUACUCUCCUCACAGGCUCCAGCAGUGUGCCCUCAUUACCCUCCUCACAGGCUCCAGCAGUGUGCCCUCAUUACUCUCCUCACAGGCUCCAGCAGGGUGCCCUCAUUACUCUCCUCACAGGCUCCAGCAGUGUGCCCUCAUUACUCUCCUCACAGGCUCCAGCAGUGUACCUCAUUACUCUCCUCACAGGCUCCAGCAGUGUGUCCUCAUUACCCUCCUCACAGGCUCCAGCAGUGUGCCCUCAUUACUCUCCUCACAGGCUCCAGCAGUGUGCCCUCAUUACUCUCCUCACAGGCUCCAGCAGUGUGCCCUCAUUACCCUCCUCACAGGCUCCAGCAGUGUGCCCUCAUUACUCUCCUCACAGGCUCCAGCAGUGUACCCUCAUUACUCUCCUCACAGGCUCCAGCAGUGUGCCCUCAUUACUCUCCUCACAGGCUCCAGCAGUGUGCCUCAUUACCCUCCUCACAGGCUCCAGCAGUGUACCUCAUUACUCUCCUCACAGGCUCCAGCAGUGUGCCCUCAUUACCCUCCUCACAGGCUCCAGCAGUGUGCCCUCAUUACUCUCCUCACAGGCUCCAGCAGUGUACCUCAUUACUCUCCUCACAGGCUCCAGCAGUGUGCCCUCAUUACCCUCCUCACAGGCUCCAGCAGUGUGCCUCAUUACCCUCCUCACAGACUCCAGCAGUGUGCCCUCAUUACCCUCCUCACAGGCUCCAGCAGUGUGCCCUCAUUACUCUCCUCACAGGCUCCAGCAGUGUGCCCUCAUUACCCUCCUCACAGGCUCCAGCAGUGUGCCCUCAUUACUCUCCUCACAGGCUCCAGCAGUGUGCCCUCAUUACACUCCUCACAGGCUCCAGCAGUGUGCCCUCAUUACCCUCCUCACAGGCUCCAGCAGUGUGCCCUCAUUACCCUCCUCACAGGCUCCAGCAGUGUGCCCUCAUUACUCUCCUCACAGGCUCCAGCAGUGUGCCCUCAUUACUCUCCUCACAGGCUCCAGCAGUGUGACCUCAUUACUCUCCUCACAGGCUCCAGCAGUGUGCCCUCAUUACCCUCCUCACAGGCUCCAGCAGUGUGCCCUCAUUACUCUCCUCACAGGCUCCAGCAAUGUACCUCAUUACCCUCCUCACAGGCUCCAGCAGUGUGCCCUCAUUACCCUCCUCACAGGCUCCAGCAGUGUGCCCUCAUUACUCUCCUCACAGGCUCCAGCAGUGUGCCCUCAUUACCCUCCUCACAGGCUCCAGCAGUGUGCCCUCAUUACUCUCCUCACAGGCUCCAGCAGUGUACCUCAUUACCCUCCUCACAGGCUCCAGCAGUGUGCCCUCAUUACCCUCCUCACAGGCUCCAGCAGUGUGCCCUCAUUACCCUCCUCACAGGCUCCAGCAGUGUGCCCUCAUUACUCUCCUCACAGGCUCCAGCAGUGUACCUCAUUACCCUCCUCACAGGCUCCAGCAGUGUGCCCUCAUUACCCUCCUCACAGGCUCCAGCAGUGUGCCCUCAUUACUCUCCUCACAGGCUCCAGCAGUGUGCCCUCAUUACCCUCCUCACAGGCUCCAGCAGUGUGCCCUCAUUACUCUCCUCACAGGCUCCAGCAGUGUGCCCUCAUUACUCUCCUCACAGGCUCCAGCAGUGUGCCCUCAUUACUCUCCUCACAGGCUCCAGCAGUGUGCCCUCAUUACUCUCCUCACAGGCUCCAGCAGUGUGCCCUCAUUACUCUCCUCACAGGCUCCAGCAGUGUGCCCUCAUUACCCUCCUCACAGGCUCCAGCAGUGUGCCCUCAUUACUCUCCUCACAGGCUCCAGCAGUGUACCUCAUUACCCUCCUCACAGGCUCCAGCAGUGUGCCCUCAUUACCCUCCUCACAGGCUCCAGCAGUGUGCCCUCAUUACUCUCCUCACAGGCUCCAGCAGUGUGCCCUCAUUAUCCUCCUCACAGGCUCCAGCAGUGUGCCCUCAUUACUCUCCUCACAGGCUCCAGCAGUGUGCCCUCAUUACUCUCCUCACAGGCUCCAGCAGUGUGCCCUCAUUACUCUCCUCACAGGCUCCAGCAGUGUACCUCAUUACCCUCCUCACAGGCUCCAGCAGUGUGCCCUCAUUACUCUCCUCACAGGCUCCAGCAGUGUACCUCAUUACCCUCCUCACAGGCCCUUCUUCACCUCCAGUAGUUUUUGUGUGUCGGAACAAAGUCACGAACUCCAGAAGGUAGUGAAAAUUAGUUUAAUGACUUAA
This is a messenger RNA of Procambarus clarkii (red swamp crayfish), 2559 nucleotides long. Lineage: Eukaryota; Metazoa; Arthropoda; Malacostraca; Decapoda; Cambaridae. The record is from RefSeq and is a predicted model, not a curated record.